GUUUCCAAUGCUCAUGGUAUCUUAAACCAAGAACAGCCUGCCGCCCUUAAGAACCCCUUGUCGUGAAGCACGAUGAAACUGCACCUAGCUUCCUGUCUCGUGUUUGCUCUUGCGACUUUUGAGGCAGUUGGAGCGUCCAGCUGGUUCAGUAAAGCUAUCUACAACAAAUGGCAUGAAACUGAGCUCGAAAGAUGGCUGUCUGAUCAUGACAUCCCGUACCCUUCCCCAGCCGAUCGCAGGGAUUUGGAAAACCUCGUCAAGUCCAACUGGGAGUUGAGGGUUCAAAAACCAAUUGGAAAGAUUACAGAUCAAGCAUCAGACCAGUGGCACCAUACAAAAGAAUGGAUCUUCGAUACAUGGUCCGAUUCUCAGCUCAAGGCAUUUCUCGACCGACAUGGUAUCCCUUGCCCACAGCCUCGUAGGCGUGAUAUCCUACUCAGAACAGCUCGGGAGAACUACGAAACUGUCGCAAAGAAGCUUGGCGAGGCCGCCUCGUACCCAGGAAAUUGGCUCUACGAGCAAUGGACGGAGUCCGACUUGAAAGUGUGGCUUGAUGAGCGCGGAUGGCCUGUGCCACAGCCCACCACUCGGGAUCGAUUGAUCGCAGCUGUGCGCCGCAACACUCGCCUAGCUAGCCUCCAAUCGCGGAGUAUCGCUGCCUCGGUCGCUGCGUCGGCUGAAGCCGCACAGGCAUCCUUGAGUGAAGCUUUGUUCAACGCUUGGUCUGAUUCCGACCUCAAGAAAUUCCUGGAUGAACAUAGUGUCCAUGUACCGCAGGGCUCUCGACGCAAUGAACUUAUUGCGCUAGCACGUAAGAACCGUGGUUUUCUACUGAGCCAGGCUUCGACUGCAUCCGAGCACAUAGGCGCCGCUACUUCCAAGGCAGGCAAUGAGUAUGUCAAAGCCACCACUAAUGCAGAGUUAAAGGCGCAAGAAGCAUUUGAUACUGCUGCGAGUGCAUGGUCGAAUUCCCGCUUAAAGGCGUUCCUUGAUGCCAGGGGUAUUCCUGUACCCCAGACUGGCAGGCGAGAUGAGCUGCUAGCGAAAGUGAGAGCAAAUCGACACAAGGUGGCUACGGAGUGGAACGCUUGGACCUUCGAUACAUGGGACACUGAAAGUCUGAAGAAGUAUCUUUCUUCGGUGAACUCCAAGGCUGCACAACGUGCGGGGGCAGCUCGGGAUGAGCUUUUAAAGGAGGCACAAGAUGCUUUCAAUCGAGCCUCAAAGGCUGGAGGGUCGGAGCUGGCUUCUGCAACCUCGCUCAUCAAUGAGGCCACCGCAAGUGCCAAAGAAUCAGCCUUCGACACUUGGUCGCAGUCCGACUUGAAGGAGUAUUUGGAUUCCUACGGUGUUCCAGUCUACCAGGGGUCCGAACUCAACGAGUUACGCGCUACAGCCCGACGCAAUGCGCACUACUUCAAAUAUGGCACCUCCACUCCCCAAGGAGCUCUCUAUGCCAAGUUCCAAGGAGCCCUGCAGUGGGUGAUGGACCAGCUGAGGAUUGGCGCAGCGAGUGGCAGAGCCCGGGGUCAGGAGGCGGCCGAGAAGAUAAAAGAGAAGCUUGAGGAGGUAGCUGAGGAUAUCCGAUCUGAGCUGUGAGAUGAUGCUGAAUAUGACUUGUUUUCUUCUUUGUUUUUGCGCAUACGAAUGUCAUUUGAUGUUUUGGAAGGUAUAUGCCCUGCUUACCAGUAUGCUUAUCUCCGCGUGUAGGUAAAAAGUUAAUGAGAACAUGGAAAAGAGUUAACG
Messenger RNA from Aspergillus ochraceoroseus IBT 24754, 1746 nucleotides. RefSeq names its product double-strand break repair enhancer MSC1 (gene ish1). The record is from RefSeq and is a predicted model, not a curated record. NCBI's taxonomy places the organism in Eukaryota, Fungi, Ascomycota, Eurotiomycetes, Eurotiales, Aspergillaceae. The coding region runs from base 73 to 1599 and encodes 508 amino acids. The transcript is spliced from 5 exons.